Messenger RNA from Closterium sp. Naga37s-1, 3027 nucleotides. The record is from the annotation of a GenBank genome assembly. NCBI's taxonomy places the organism in Eukaryota, Viridiplantae, Streptophyta, Zygnematophyceae, Desmidiales, Closteriaceae.
UCGCACAACCCGACGUUCAAUCCGAUCAUCUGCCAGAUCUGCGGCGACGAUGUGGGUCAAUUCGUGGAGGGCGGCAUCUUCGUGGCGUGCCACGAGUGCGCGUACCCCGUGUGCCGCCCCUGCUACGACUACGAGCGCAAGGAGGGCAGCCGCGCGUGCCCGCAGUGCAAGACGUUUUACAAGCGCUACAAGGGGAGCCCACGCAUUGACGAAGAUGAUGACGACGAAGACGACGAAGAGGCGAGGAGCGACCGCGGAGGCGACAGGGCCGGCGCAUCGCUGGACGUCCCUACGACGUCGUACGCGUCGUACGUGUCACACAACGCGCAGGCGUCGUCGCAGUACCCGAUGCUGACGUCCAACCAGGUCAACCCAGACCAGUCGGUCGCAACGGAGUACAACCCGGGCGCUAUGGUGCCGGCCGGUACGAUUCCGCCGCCCUCGGAUUACAACAAGUACGAGCGCACGCCCAGCCGUACGCCCAGCCAGACGCCGAGCGCCAACGACAUGGCCAUGGAGCUCCGUGCCCCCAGCUACGGCUACGGCAGCGUCGUCUGGAAGGAUCGUGUGGAGUCGUGGAAGCAGCAGCAGGGUCGCAUGGUGGUCGGCGACGGCAACGGCGCAGAGGAAGUUUCCGCAGGCGCCACUGCCGAAGGCGAUCUCCCGUCCAUGGACGAAUCCCGUCAGCCUCUGUCGCGCAAGGUUCACUAUCCGUCAUCGCUCAUCAGCCCGUACCGUCUGGUUAUCGUGAUUCGCCUGGCGGUGCUCGUUUUCUUCCUUCGCUGGCGGUGCCUGAAUCCCGUCGACGGAGCGUGGUGGCUGUGGCUUAUUUCGGUUAUUUGCGAAGUCUGGUUUGCGUUUUCGUGGAUUCUCGAUCAGUUUCCCAAGUGGAUGCCGAUCAAGCGAGAGACGUAUCUGGACCGUCUGUCGCUGCGUUUCGAUCGCAAGGGCGAGCCUUCGCAGCUGUCGGCUGUCGAUCUUUUCGUGUCGACGGUGGAUCCGCAGAAGGAGCCUCCGCUCACCACAGCGAACACGCUUCUCUCCAUCCUGUCCGUUGAUUAUCCCGUCGACAAAGUUUCGGCUUACGUGCACGACGAUGGUGGCGCGAUGCUCACUUUCGAUGCGAUGGGCGAAACGGCGAAAUUCGCGAGGCGCUGGAUUCCUUUCGCGAAGAGAUACAACAUCGAGCCGCGGGCACCUGAAGUGUACUUCACGCAGAAGGUCGACUACCUCAAGGACAAGGUUGACCAGGAUUUCGUCAAGGAUCGUCGCCAAAUGAAGAGGGACUAUGAGGAGUUCAAGAUUCGCAUUAACUCUCUCGUCGCGCGCUCCCACAAGAUGCCCGAAGAAGGCUGGGUGAUGCAGGACGGCACGCCGUGGCCGGGCAGCAAAUCCCGCGACCAUCCCGGCAUGAUCCAGGUCUUCCUCGGCCCGAGCGGCGGAACCGACGUCGACGGUCACGUGCUUCCGCGCAUGGUUUACGUCUCUCGCGAGAAGCGCCCGGGUUACAACCACCACAAGAAGGCCGGUGCGAUGAACUCGCUGAUCCGCGUGUCGGCGAUUCUGUCCAACGCGCCGUACAUGCUGAAUCUGGAUUGCGAUCAUUACCUCAACGACAGCAAGGCGCUGCGCGAGGCGAUGUGCUUCAUGAUGGACCCGAAUGUGGGCAAGAAGUGCUGCUACGUGCAGUUCCCGCAGCGAUUCGACGGCAUUGACCCCAACGAUCGUUACGCCAACCACAACACCGUCUUCUUCGAUAUUAAUCUGCCUGGGCUCGACGGCAUUCAGGGCCCCUGCUACGUGGGUACCGGUUGCUGCUUCCGUCGCCACGCGCUCUACGGCUACGAGCCGCCCAAGAAGGAGAAGAAGGCGCGGUGCGGUGGGCUCAUGUGCUCGUGCUUCAGCUGCUGCGCGGGCGACCGCGGGAAGGAGGGCGGAGGCAAGCGGAAGCAGCUUCCUGAUGGCACGCCGCUGCCUGCCGGCGCUGAGGCCUUCCUGGGUGAUGACGAUGUGGAGGGAGACAGCCUCUUGGCGCUCAAGAAGUUUGAGAAGAAGUUCGGCCAGUCGCCGGUCUUUGUGCUCUCGACGUUCCACGAGGAGGGCGGCGGCGUGGCUUCUGCCAGUCCCGGGUCCACUCUGAAGGAGGCCAUCCACGUCAUCUCGUGCGGCUACGAGGAGAAGACGGAGUGGGGCAAGGAGCUUGGCUGGAUCUACGGGUCAGUCACAGAGGAUAUUCUGACGGGCUUUAAGAUGCACGCGCGCGGCUGGCGCUCCAUCUACUGCAAGCCGAAGCGCGCCACCUUCAAGGGAGGAGCGCCCAUUAAUCUGUCCGAUCGUCUGCAGCAAGUGCUCCGGUGGGCUCUAGCUGGUAUCGACACCAACUUCACGGUUACAGCCAAGCAGGCGGAAGAUGGCGAGUUUGCUGAGCUCUACCUGUUCAAGUGGACGUCGCUUCUCAUCCCUCCCUUCUUCCUCAUCAUCUUCAACGUCCUCGGGAUUGUCGCGGGAGUCGCAGGGCGGAACGCCAAGAUGCCCACGAUUGUGAUCGUGUGGUCGGUACUGCUCGCCUCCAUCUUCUCCCUCCUCUGGGUCAAGAUCAGCCCCUUCAGCGCUAAGAACGAGGGCCCCCCACUUGAGUCCUGUGGCCCUCUACCGCCUAUGGAGCCUCCCCUCCCUCUCUACUCUCCCCUUCCACAUCCUCCACUCAAGCACUUCUUUCAAAUGCAUCCAAUCAUUCUCCUGUCCGACGAACCCGCCCCCGCUGUGUGGACUCAUAGCUCCUCCUCCCACGCUUCCUCAUCCCACCCAUCCUCCUCCCACCCAUCCCCACCCGCCUCUCCCUCGUCCUCUCCCCCCUCUGUAUCUUGGUCCAUCUCCCCCGCCUCCCACCCUCGUUCGCCGUCCCUCCCACCUCCCCCCCUGGCCCCCCCACCCUGCCCCUCUUCCCACGUGAACCCCCUCGCACUCCAUCUCUCCUCCCCCGUUUCAUACAACACCUCCUCCUCACCCCCCGGCAGAUCAGUGUAG